Drosophila melanogaster (fruit fly) is the source of this 3513-nucleotide messenger RNA. RefSeq lists its product as uncharacterized. The coding region runs from base 146 to 1297 and encodes 383 amino acids. The record is from RefSeq and is marked reviewed. The transcript is spliced from 7 exons. Lineage: Eukaryota; Metazoa; Arthropoda; Insecta; Diptera; Drosophilidae.
CGUAGUAUCAAUUUUCCUAGAGUCUUAAAUCAAACAACAGAUAUUCAGUUAGCACUCCUAUUUCGACACUUCUACAGAAAGACUUUCCUAUCAGCUAAAUUUUCUGUUCGAAAUCGUCGGGAAAAACUGGAUCGCCUUGCGUAAGAUGAGUAUCUGGCCCAUUCGAACACUACCAAAUUCCAAAAUGCGUAGUUGCAUGAUGGAGCUCGGUCGCACCAAUCGCCACACGGAUUGCACAUUUAUAAUUGAGGAUGAGAGCGGUGGCAGUCAAUCGUUUCCCUGCCACAAAUUGCUAUUCAGCUGCGCCUCCGAUGUGUUCGAUCGCAUGCUCUAUGGCGACUACAUUGAGUCUACUAGCGGAGUUGUCAGACUAAAUGAUGUACAACCGGAUAUAUUUGAGAAAUUCCGAGACUAUGUCUACGGCUAUGAGUGCGAUAAACUGCAGAAGUACGACUUUGAUACUCUGAUUCGCCUCUGUGAGUUUGCUAACAAAUAUCUGGUGCAAUCUCUCGAAGAGGACUGUGUAAAGGAUUUGCUGAUACGCAAGAACACUUUUGACAUGGGAGAGUUACUUCGUCUAUUCCAGUGUGCGCAUCGCAUGAAUCGCAAGUCGUUAAUAAAUCAGAUAGCCUGGGAGCUAAAGUGCACCUUCAAGAGCACCUUGGACCACUCUGGCGUAUACGAAUUCAAUUGCGAGGUAUUUAAACACUAUAUCGAAGUGAUUGCUAGCAAAAUAUCGGAGGCAGAUCGUUUCCGUCUGCUGGAAAUGUAUCUAAAAUAUAAUGGUAUCGAGGAAUUGGAAAGCGCGGGGCAAGUGGAUAGCCAGGAUGCAACUGAAGCCAACACCACCACCAUCACCACCACCAACGAAGUGGAAAAUCAAGAAUCGGAACUUCCGUCCACUAGCUGCGUUCCGCUCAAAACUGAAUGCAGUUUUGCCGUUCCAAAUAAGAAGGCAAGUUUUGUCAGCGAUCUACUUGCACUGAUUGAUUUUGGCAAACUUUCGCCCAAGGAAUUCUACGAUGGACCCGGCAAAUCCAAUUUCCUUAGCCUGGCUGAGAAGUACGAGCAUAUGUAUCAAAUCGCCAAGAACUGCGUUACGGCCAAAGAUGAACUGCAGCUGAAGAUGGCAUUGACCACGGAACAGAAGCCCCCCCUACCUUCCGAAUCCCGACGCAUAGUUCAUAUGGGAGGAAGCUUAAUGCGCGACGAACCAACGGCUUCUUCGGUUACCUCGCAUUACCUUUCCCGACCCAUCCGUCGAUAUCGCGCCUGGUCAGCACACAGUGACGUCUAAUCUCGAGAUAUAUAUAUAUAUACAUUUGUACCAACUCCGAGAUAUACUCAGUAAGAUUUUGAAGCUUCGCUUUAGCUGUGGACUGUUAGGACCUACAAUUAACUGAAUUAAAACUGUAAAUUCAUUUACAAAGCACGCAAUUUUUCUAAAAAUGCCAUAUGUGUGGAAUACACGAUGCAACGAGAAAUUCAAGUGCUAUUAGCAAAAGCAGAAAUUAUCUGUACAUAGCUUUAAAAUGAAUACCCAUAUCUAAGCAUAUCUUUUGUGAAUACAAGUCUCUAAUUCACAAAUUAUUUACCUACAAAACGUGUUAACAUAUUAGUAAUGCUGAUAAACAAAUCGACAGAGAGCAGAAAUUUAGCUUCUUAUCACCAAACUUAUUGUUCUGUUCAAAUAAAUAAUACAAAUGAUCUCGAUUUGUUUUUCUGUGUACCUCCGAUGUAUUCCUCUGUGAAAGUGAUUGUAUCUCACACUCACAAAGGCAAAUUCACAUUGUUGGAUGCCGGCAAUCUCAGAGAUUCGUUCUCCGCUCAAAACAAUUCUCAGUUGAGUUUCAAUCACGAAGCGAGGCGGUCGCAUCACAGUCAGCCAAAAAUCAAAUUGCCGGCUAAUUGAGGAAAUGGCAAUCUCCGCUUGGAUGCCGCUUCUGGUGGCGCUGAUCGUCGUGUGGAUUUCGGCAGCGGAGGUCGACGCACAGGUGCCGGGACCACGGACUCGAUACCAACCCAACUGGGCCAGUUUGGACCAGAGACCAUUGCCCCAAUGGUACGACGAUGCCAAGGUGGGCAUCUUUCUGCACUACGGCGUUUACUCGGUGCCCAGUUUUGGUUCCGAGUGGUUCUGGACCAACUGGAAAAAUCUUCGCAAUCCAGAGUACGUCCAAUUCAUGCAGCGUAAUUACAAGCCCGACUUCACUUAUCAGGAAUUUGCCAGUCAAUUCACAGCGGAGCUAUUCAAUGCCACCAAGUGGGCGUUACUUUUCAAAGAUAGCGGAGCCAGAUAUGUUGUGCUCACCAGCAAACAUCACGAUGGCUUCACGCUGUGGCCCUCGAAGAAUAGCUACGGAUGGAAUUCCAUGGAUGUGGGACCCAAACGAGAUAUAGUCAAGGAACUGGCUGCCGCAAUUCGAAAGGAGUCCGAUCUUCGUUUUGGACUCUAUUAUUCUCUAUUCGAAUGGUUCAACCCACUGUGGACCGAUGACAAAUUGCAUCUGUUAAUGCAACAGCACUUUGUGGAGCGAAAGGUGCGGCCGGAGCAAAUGGAACUGGUGCAGCAGUAUCUGCCGGAGAUCAUCUGGUCCGAUGGCGAUUGGGAGGCUCCAGCGAAAUACUGGCGCUCCGAGGAGUUCAUCGCCUGGCUAUAUAAUGAUAGUCCUGUAAGGGAUACGGUGGUGACCAACGAUCGCUGGGGCUUCGGCACUGCGUGUAUGCAUGGUGACUUCUACAAUUGUGCCGAUCGCUUCAAUCCCGGUGUUCUGCAAGCUCACAAGUGGGAAAAUGCCUUCACCCUGGAUCGCACCAGCUGGGGUCAGCGAUUCGAUGUCUCUUUGUCCGAUUUUAUGACCUCCAAGGAAGUCAUUAAAGAGAUUAUCACCACUGUGAGCUGUAAUGGCAAUGUGCUGAUCAAUGUUGGACCAACCAAGUUUGGUACCAUACUGCCCAUUUUCGAGGAGCGUCUAAGGGACAUGGGUCGCUGGCUGAAGUUCAAUGGCGAGGGUAUUUACGGCAGUGUACCCUGGAUUUAUCAGAAUGAUACCAUCAAUGGAAAUGUUUGGUAUACGCGGCAAAAGGAGGCAUCCAAUGGAAAAAUCACCAUAUACGCAUUUGUGCUGGAGUAUCCGUACGACACCAAUGAACUGGAUAUCUAUCCGCUUGGCAAGGAUAUCAAUAUAUUCCGAAAUGUAAUGCUGACUGGAAUCGAUAUGGGCACCGGUGGAGAUAUUCUGAAUGAGCAAAGCACUGAGGUUGUCAUGUUGGGCAUGGAGGAUACCAAAAUUAAGUGGAAUGCUGAUCAUAACCGGCUACACAUCGUGUUUCCACCUAAAAAUCACAUCGAUAAAAGAGGUCUUGACUAUGCCUGGACUUUUAAAAUAACUAUAACGUAGUCAUAGCCAUUUUAUAAUUAUUUUUUUAUAUAUAUUUUAAUAUUAACCAGAAAUAGUUACUUUCGCUUCGUUUUAUACGAAAUACAACAUGAUCAACUCAUAGCAUUAGUUU